AAUAAUUUUAAAUUGGAACAUAUUUUUGUUGCUAACUCUUGAACAGAAAUAGGCAGCAGGAAUCUAUCUUAAUAAACAUCAAUAAAAUACAAUCCAAUAAAGCAGAAUUGUUAAUUACUAAACAUAUGUUUUAUAGAUGAAAUUAAUAUAGUCGUAUAGAUGCCAAAGUAAAAAACAACUUUAAAAACAUGGCUUCAAGUUCCAAAAGUUCUGGAAAAUCUAAAAGAUCACCUCAGGUAGAAUCUUCUGAAAAUGACUGUUUAGGGUCUUCUAGUGACCAAGAAUGCAGUAUGAAAGGCAAAAGAAUGAAGAAAGAUGAUAGUGGCAUCAAUGUUAUACAAGAAAAUGAGACCUCUGACGAAAGUGAUAUCGAAAAUUUUAGUGAUAUUGAAAAAAAAUUGGGACAGAAUAGUCCAGACUCUGGUAAUAAUGAGCCAUGUAACUUUCCAAAUGUACAUCAACAGGGUGAGGAGUUAGAAGCUGUUUCAGCCAGUGUAAAUGAAGCAACAGCAUCUUGUAGUAGUCAAUCUCCACUAGAAAAGAAAAGUAAAAAUGAUACUUCCGGUUCUUCGGAUGAUAAAAAUCUUUCUAUGAGACUCUCUCACAGAAGUUCUUCAGAUAGUGAUAGUGAAAAUUCUAGUGAAAAAACUGACUCAAACUGUGAUAGUGAUCAUACUUAUGGAAAGGUUGGGAAAGCUAAACCAGCUGAUCAAAGUGAUAAGGACUAUGAUCCUACUCCUAGUACUCCAAGACCAAAAUAUAACUGGAAUGCUCCAUUAGCUCUUACUUCUCGACAGUAUGGACAUCGUCUAAAUUAUUCCCCAGAUCUUUUCCGAUAUAAGUGUUAUGGAAGCCUUCAUAUGGUUGAACGAUUAGAGUUAAUGGAUAAAAUGAAAAGACAUGAUGGAUGUGUAAAUGCCUUAAAUUUUAACUCAACCGGUACCAAACUUGCUUCUGGAUCAGAUGAUUUAGACAUAGUAGUAUGGGAUUGGACCAUAGGAGAGCCACUUUUUGAUUAUAAUAGUGGUCACAGAAGCAAUGUUUUUCAGGCAAAAUUUAUGCCUUUGUCUCAAGAUGGGUUUAUAGUUAGCUGUGGACGGGAUGGGCAAGUACGUGUUGGAGAAAUUUCAUCUUCUGGAGAGUGCAAAAAGACUAGAAAACUUGCUCAGCAUAAAGGUGCAGCUCAUAAGCUUGCUCUGCAAAUGGAUUCGCCUAAUACAUUUUACAGUUGUGGAGAAGAUGCUGCUGUAUUUCAAGUAGACUUACGCAAAGAAAAACCAGACAGGCUAGUAUUAUGUAAAGCUAAGGAGAAGAAAGUGCCACUAUAUUCUAUAUUUGUCAAUCCUCUAAAAUCAUUUGAAUAUGUUGUUGGAGGAAGGAGCCAGUUUGUCAAAGUUUAUGAUGCUCGAUAUAUUCAAGAAAACUCUGGAUUUCUAAAAGAUUUUUGUCCUGAACAUCUAGUAAUAUAUUUUGCCUUACUUAUUAUUUUACUUAUUAAUUCCCCCCCCCCAUUUUUUUUAAAUGUAGAAGUACUAGCUUCUUAUAAUGAUGAAGAUAUAUACUCAUUUGAUAACCUGGAAACAGUACAAAACAAGUAUUUGCAUCGCUAUAGGGGCCACAGGAACAGUCAAACUGUUAAAGGUGUCAAUUACUUUGGUCCAAAAAGUGAGUUUGUUAUGAGUGGAAGUGAUUGUGGCUACAUAUUUUUCUGGGAGAAAGAAACAGAACAUAUUGUAAAAUACAUGUAUGGAGAUGAAGGUGGUGUUGUUAAUUGUUUAGAGCCGAAUCCAAUUAUGCCAGUCUUAGCUACUAGUGGAUUAGAUGAUGAUAUCAAAAUAUGGGUUCCAUCUUGUGAGACUCCACCAGAUCUGAGUGGUCUAAGAAAGCAUCUGAUUGCAAACAUGAAGGAACGAGAGGAAGAACGGAGAGAUUGCCCUGAAGCUUUUAUUGACCAAACAAUCUGGUUUUUGAUGCAACAUCUUGCUCGUUCACGUGGGCGAAGAGCAUCUGGAAGAGAUGACCCUGUGAUUGAAAUAAGUUCCUCUGACUCAGACAGCCAAGAUGAAGAUGUUGAAAUUCGACGGGAAAUCCAAUGCAAUCAAUCUUAAAAAGGAAAUUAAAAUAUCAGAAAAGAAUUAAAAAUUUGAGAAGAAACGUACGUGUUGGAGUGUUAGUGGAAGUAUAUUGAUUUAAAUGAUAUUUUAUUUAUUUUGUUAUUUGGACUGUUUAAAUAUAUAAUAAAUACUUUUCAAGCUAUGCAAUUUCUGUAUGUUUUGUAUAUAGUUUAAUCGAUUGUACAAUCUUAAUACUGUAAUUCAGAUGGUAGGUUUGUGGUAUUUUUGUGCAAGAAUUUCCUUUGAUUGAUUAGAUUGUUUAUAAAAUUUCCUAUAAAAUAAAGGUUAUUUUAUAAUUUC
This is a messenger RNA of Parasteatoda tepidariorum (common house spider), 2414 nucleotides long. The record is from RefSeq and is a predicted model, not a curated record. NCBI's taxonomy places the organism in Eukaryota, Metazoa, Arthropoda, Arachnida, Araneae, Theridiidae.